Messenger RNA from Chiroxiphia lanceolata (lance-tailed manakin), 4904 nucleotides. It is a transcript of the gene OTOA, whose product is annotated as otoancorin. Bases 1 to 3405 code for a protein of 1134 amino acids. The transcript has 29 exons. The record is from RefSeq and is a predicted model, not a curated record. NCBI's taxonomy places the organism in Eukaryota, Metazoa, Chordata, Aves, Passeriformes, Pipridae. Gene Ontology annotation, biological process: cell-matrix adhesion. Gene Ontology annotation, cellular component: cell surface.
AUGUCCAGACUUUUGAAGAUAUGUUUCUUGUUGAUAUCAGUGAAUCAUACUGAGAUUAUUCACAGUCAGAGCUCUGAAGAUUUGCCUCCAUUAUUACACAAAGCUCUCGAGGAAAUAAUAACUGGGAAAUAUCUGAAUGCCCUCCUUGAUAUACUUAAUUUUCAAAGUUCUAAUGUCUGGACAGCAGAUAUGCUUACAAAAGUCAUGGCAUAUUUUCAUGCUCAGGAAGUUAUGUUUACUCUUAGCAGCCUCCAGAUGUCCAUACAAAGUUACCUGAAGAACCUUUUAUACCAGCCUAGGCAACUACUGUCCGAAUUUCAACAACUUGAUCAGCAGCAGUUCCAAACUGCAAUGAAGUAUCUCUUCAACAGCAGGAAGGAGCAUCUUGAAACGGGAAAUAUUAUUCUUGAUUGGGAUGAGACUAGAGAGAGAAUUUUUCAAAGCCCAGGAGUAAACAGGACCUUGUUCUUUGUAACACUGGAUAAAUGUUUCCUGGCUCUGAGUGCUUUGGACUGUGUGGAUAUCCUAAGCCAGAUUUUGCAUGUGUCAGCAGUGAACUAUCUCCAACCUGAUGUCAUUGGGAGCCUCCCAGACAUUCUGCUGGAGGAUGCUUUCAGAAACCUAUCAUCAUUAUUCAAGGACCUCUAUGACAAAACCUCAGCAAAUACUCAGAGAGCUCUGUAUGGCUGGAUGAAGCAGAUUCUACAGAAAUCCUAUAACAGGAGUGACUUCAAUGAAUCAGCUUCUUGGGUCAGUGCAGAAAGCUUAUGGAUUUUGGGAAGAUUCAUGGUCCAUCUCCCGUUAGAAGAAAUUCUGAAAAUUAGUCUCAGUGAAAUCAGACUGUUCAUUAGCUAUGACAACGCGACAAAGCAGCUGGACACGGUGUAUGAUAUCACACCAGAGCUUGCCCAGGCUUUCCUGGAGAGGAUAAACUCAUCAGGAUUUGAUAUGAGGAACACUUCAACCAUCUACAGGCUGGGUUUAUUGGUUUGCUUUUAUGAUGACCUGGAACAGAUGGAUGCAGCUGUGGCCCAGGCUUUACUUCAUCAAAUGAUUAAAUGCAAUCAACUGAGAGGUUUCCAGGCUGAGGUUCACAAGCUCAAAUCCCAACUCCUGAACAUUGCCAUGCAAAACCAGACAUUGAAUGAUACCCUUGGAUCUCUGUCAGAUGCUGUGGUCGGACUGACUUCAAGUCAGCUGGAAUCUCUGUCACCUGAAGCAGUGCAUAAUGCUAUUGCAACAUUAAACCAAGUCUCUGGCUGGGCAAAGAGCCAAGUUAUGAUUUUAUCCAGUAAAUACCUCUCUUAUGAAAAGGUGUUAUCAUUCCAUAAUGUCAGUCAAAUGGGUGCUUUGGUAACGGGCAUCAGCACCCAGUCCCUGUACAGCAUGAACCCGGGGGAGCUCUCCCAGCUUAUUCGAGGCACAACAUCCCAGCACUUGUCUGACUUAUCUCCUGCCCAACAACAAGGGAUCCUCAGGAAGAUAGCUGCAUCUGGAGAUUUUUCUUCAUCAGUCAAAGAGAUACAAGGAGCUUUCUUUAAAGAAGUAUCUCUUUCUGGUUUAUGGAAGCAGACUGGAUAUAGUUCUUCAGUAAUGAAAGAAAAAGAACUAAGAAGAAGCCAGGCUUUAUAUCUGUAUGAAUUACUGUCUAAGAAAAACUAUCCUGUUGACCUUCUAAGCACAGGACAGCUUGUGAAAGGAGUAACUUGUCAACUCAUUGAAAGUAUGGGCACAGACAUAUUUUUAAACAACUUUAAAUUCUUUGAAAUGAAUCUUCAUCUGCUUUCUCCAUAUCAGGUUAAUUGUUUAGCUUGGAAGUUUUGGAAGGUAUCCAAUGCAUCUAUUCCUCCCUUCCUCUUACUGGUGCUUCCUUCUGAGUACCUGGAGUUCGUUUCAGGCCCCUUGUGUGUCCCUUUCAUUGAAAGUCUGGGGAAGACUGAAAUGGACCUUUUGAAUCCAGGCCAUCACAAAAGGAAUGCUGUCCUGCAAAAAGUACAGGAGUGCUUGAACGGCUCUGUGGCUGAUGAAUAUGAUGUUGACCUACUUGGAAAUCUAAUCUGCCACUUACCUCCAGCCUUUCUACAAGGCAGAGUGUCCCUGAAGGCAAUGGCAACAGCCCUCCAUCAAUUCAAACUCUGCCAACAGCUCAGCCACGAGCAGAAGACUGAAAUUAAAUACAAACUCCUUGAGUUAUAUGGCUCCUCAAACAACUGGACAGCAGCAACAACAUUAGAUGUUGGACCAUUCAUAGCUCUUCUGUCAAAGGAGGAAUUAAAUGUCCUUGCUGAAAAGUUCCCAGACAUCAUUUUACAAAUAGCAAAGACAAUUGGACCAGUUUCUUCAACUGAAGAGCUUUUAUCAACUGUGUUUGAGUCUGUCUCCAAUGCCAGUGCCAACACCCCCUCAUCUCUCACCACACCUGAUUGCCUGGGAAGCAGAGUUCCUUCUUCAGAUGAAAUAAUUAAAUUAGCAGAAGCAAAUAUCUUUUGGUCAGAUCAGGAACUGAAAUGCAUGGACCCAGGGACUUUUGACAAAAAUGUGGAACUUCUUGGGACUGUCUCAGGUUUUAACAACUCCCAGCUUACUGCCUUGAAGGAAAAAGCCAAGCAGGUUUGGGGGUUCCUGCCUGACUGGAAGAGUUACCACAUUGUCUCCCUGGGCCGCAUUGCUCUGGCCCUCACUGAGCACGAAAUCCAAGAGCUGGAUUUGCAUUCCAUCGACACUGUGUCUGUACUUAGUCAGCAAACAGAGUGGACUCUUACCCAGGCAAGAUCUAUUUUGGAAGGGUUUCUAGAAGACUCUGGCCAGACCAUCAGCACACUAAAAAGCUUUGAUUUAGUUGGAUUAGGAGCUAUUCUUUGUGCUUUGAACUCCACAGAAAUCAUGUCCAUAAGGACUGCUGAAUUCAGUGCUGCAGUUGCAAGAAUUGGCCUGUUGGUUUGUAGCACCCCUGUUCUGAGGCAGUUUAAGAAGAUGACAGAAUCUGUGUUUGGUGCUGCUACCAGCUGGAAUGGCUCUGUCUUACAGGAAAUUGGUACUAUAGCAGGUGGUUUGAAUGAGGAUGAAUUAAAAGCUUUUGAUAAAAGCUUGAUGCCGUAUUUCCAGCCAGCAGCAGUGAGACAUAUACCUCCUGAAAUUUUCCAAGCAUUGUCCCCAGAACAAAUAGCAAACCUGGGCCCUGAAAAUGCCGCCAUGGUUACGGGAUCACAGCGGGAGCAUCUGGAUGCACCACAGCUCCAGAGCCUGAGGCUGGCGCUGGACGGAGCCAGGACCAGCCCCCCCGAGACACAGAGCAGUGCAGGAUCCACCCAGGAGGUGCAAACCCCGGCUCCAAGUGGUGCUCCUUGUUUGAGCAGCUUUGGCAUCUGGUUCUGUGCUGUGUUUACACUGCACCUGCCUUUCUGAACCCACGAUUGUGAAUCUUGAGAGUCCUGGAGCUUACAACAGAUAUGCUAGAGAAAAAGAGUUUCAGCUCAGCAUGAACAGUAGAGUCAAGAGGCUCUGAGACUUCUGAGUGUAAAGUGAUUAAUUUUUUAAAAGCAACGCACUCAUCUGCCAUCAUGCUGAGAAUUAUCUCCUUUCCAUACCUUUACCAUUAGCAAGUAACUCAGUAUCCCUCCAAAUACUUCAAAUUUCAAAACUGGAAAUGGUCUAUCUGCCUCAUGAGAAAAUUAGUGAAAGACAAGAUUAUGUGUGGGGAAGGAACCUGAAUGACCUGGGGGCAAGUAACAGGGGACUGCUAUUUGGGGGCUUAUGUCUGGUACCCAGUGCUUUUUACAUGGGCUAAUUUGGCCACACUAUUGUACCAAUCUGUUGGGUUUUCUUCUACUUCAAGUGUACAUUCCCUGGACAGGGGCAAUCCUUCUGUGUGAUGUAGUAGAAACUGCACUAAAAGUUACUGCUGUUGCAAUAAAAUAACUUCUGGGCUGCUGGUUUAAAUCCUGCUCAGAUAAGAAGUGAUAACACGUUUUUAGAAUUGAAGCACCUGCACCUGUAGUUCCCCAUGGCUGUUUGUAUUCGACACAGAACUGGUGACACUGAGGGCAUUGGCAAUAUAUUAGUAUUUCCUGUGAAAAAAUGCACUGUGGAAACCUGCUUGUGUUCAUCAUGAGACAGUCCCUUCACUUCAGGCAGGGUUGAAGUGUACAUCUGGGAAUGCUAAGGGAAAACUGUGCACUGGGUCUACAUACUACUAAGACUGUCAAGCCUCUGCAUAUAAACAUACAUUUUGAUGCUGCUCAUCAUGAUUUUAUGCCAAGAAUUCAUGGUACAGUUUUCCAUUUUGCCAUUUAAAAAGUCUUUAUCUUUUCUAGCUGAAAGAAGGCAAUACAUAGACUGAAAAGUUUAGCUUUUUUAUUCAGGGCUGUACUGUAGUAAAUGCCUUUCCAGCUGUUAUUUGUAUUUCUUUGUGGCAAAAAUUACAUCUGGAUUAUCAACCCUGAAAGCAUAACUGAAGUUUUGCUGAGAUGGGGAAGCAAUAGGAGUGGGCUGAGAGGGAGAGCUUCAGGGAAGAGUCUUGCUGCUUCACUGACACUGGGGAAGGUGAACGUGAGCUGUUGCUGCUGUUGGGAAUAACAGUUCCCACCACAGUCCCAUAGAUUCUGUAAUUCCUGCAGCAGCAGGAGCCAACCUGAUUUUCAGGGCUUUGUUAUUGGCAAAGUAGGAGUGAGAGCAUUUUCACCCCUCCUCUCCCUCUCCUCCUUCAGCAAUCUGCUGCCUUUGCCUGUAACCAGCCCUGUCAGGUGUGACAUGAUGUUACACAUAAUACUACAUGCUUUAGUUCUGCAUUUUAUAAGCAAAGAACUCUGUUUGUUGCAAACUGCCUGGCACCUUUUUCUUUAAUGCUAAUGGUAAGAUACCAGCUUUUCCCACCGUGUUUCCUUUUCUGCAUGUGAACAGUAGAU